This is a messenger RNA of Penicillium angulare, 513 nucleotides long. RefSeq lists its product as uncharacterized. The coding region runs from base 1 to 513 and encodes 170 amino acids. The record is from RefSeq and is a predicted model, not a curated record. NCBI's taxonomy places the organism in Eukaryota, Fungi, Ascomycota, Eurotiomycetes, Eurotiales, Aspergillaceae. The transcript has a single exon.
AUGACUAUUACAGGGCUUUCCCUACAUGGCCGUCCUUGGUACACUACUUCGAGCUUCGAGUCGUCAACUCAGAAUGAGAGUGAUGGCGAGAACGGAUCCACCUCCCACAGGACUCUGCCUUCUUCAAGAAGGAAUGUACCAGAGGAGGAGGUAUCAGAAGCCACUCCAGAUCUAGAGAGCGAUCUUUUCGCUAGAUUGAUGACUCCGAAGCGGAGAGACUCAUUGGACCCAGACGCAUCAGCAAGAGCGGCCACUGAAGAGCGGAUCCGUUUUACUAACUCGAUCUCCGGGUAUGCCAAUUUUGACUUUCAUACCUUACUGGACACGACACCGAAAGCUAGCGUGAUGACCCUGGGACACAUGGUGGAGAAACUAUGCAGAUAUAUGACCAGUCGCCCCGACCCCGAUACCAGGGCUUUAAUCCAAGAGUCGCGAGUUCUGGGGGCUGAGAUACAGGAUGUUAGCGCACUCUAUAAAUCUAUCAAGAUGGAGGUUAGAGGAGACUCUAUCUAG